CCGUUCCUCUCCUCCGCCAUCCCCCGUCCGGCCCCGGCGAGAGCUCGGGCGGCGAGGCCCUCCUCCGCCCUCCGCCCCCUCCCCCCUCCCCCUGCCCGGAGGCCAGAUCGGAUCGGCGUGCCCCCCCCCUCCGCCCCGCGACGGGCUCCUGCCCCGACCCACCGGCCCCGUCGUACCAGACGCGGCUCUGAAUCUCCGUCCCCUGCCGGCUGCCGCCGCGCGCUUCAUCGCGCGCUCCGCCGCUCACGCCCCCCCUCCGCCCCGCCGGCAGUCUUUGCCCAUUGGGCUCCAAAGGCCAAGAAAUGGUGUUCCGGAAGAAGUCCGAGGGAGGAUCCGUCGUCCGGCGACCUCGCAAGCGACGGGACACGACUCUGGCUCCGGUGAAGCGCUCCGCGAGGUUAAAGAAAAAGCAGAUGUACGCUCUUGAUCUGCUCGCCACAGUUGCAGAAUCCUUGUCCUCAGAUGAGGAUGAUUAUUCCACCGAAAGCGACCAAGAUGUAGCGGCAGCAAGUCAUAAUUCAGACAGGGCAGCUGUUAAAGCAGAACAAUUUCAUGAAGCCCCGCAGCUCAAUAGCACAGCAUUGGAGAAUGAUUGCUGCAGAGGAUAUACAGUGGGCUGUGAUUGUAUCUGUGCCCCUCUCGGAGAAACUAGCAUACGCAAGACAGAGGACUUAUCGACCCAAAAUGUUGCUGAUACAGUAGAAGGGUCACUAAUAGAAAAGGCAGAUGCGGACAACUUAUUGACCCAAAACGUUGCUGAUGCAGCAGCAGAGCCGCUGAUAGAAAAGAAGCCAGAUGUGUUUGCUGAGGGCUCAUUGGUUAGUUGUACAAAACCAUCUCUGUUGGAUUGUGGUCUUGGCACAAUUCCAGAGUAUGGAACUAUUGGGGUAUGCCAUCCUUGUUUCCCGACAUCAGCAGACGUUAAGCAAGUGCAUCAAGCCACACCUGCAAUAAUCGGAAGUCUGGUAGAUGGCAAUGCCGCAGCUCUGCAUGGUUUGGUUGACACCAUGGAUCUGGAUAUCAAACCUUCUGUGCUUAAUUCUGAGAGUAGCUCAGGAGUGCACUUGGGUGGCCAUGACAAUGGCCAUAACUCUUCACCAUUCUAUCCGGUUCAAGUGCAGCAUGCUGCAGAUAUAGAUAAUGAUGAAAAAUCCACCAGGUGUGUGCAUCCAAGCACCUCAGGAAGUAAGGGUGGGCAUUUGUCAUAUAAAGGUGACUGUAGAACAAGGAGAUUGUUGUCCACCAGGAUGAGGAAGGCAGCUCGUAAUAAGAUGUGUGGAGAGCUGCCUAAUAAAGGUAGCAAGUUCGGUGGAAAGAAGAUAUCCGCUACACGUCGAAGGGCGCAGAUGCAACGGAUGCUCAAGACAAAAAAAGUAGUUGAAUGCUACUCUGCACAGCCAUCUGAUGAAGGGGUCCUAACUGAAACCAGUGGGACAUCAUGCUCCAGGGGAGGUCAGGAUCCAACUUGUGCUUCUGAGUCCAGUCAAAGAAAGCCAUGUGCUUCUGAGGGCUGUAAUGUCAAGUUCAUCAUCAAGUCUUUCAACAUUCCUGAGCUAUCAAUUGAGGUCCCUGAAAAUGCAACAGUUGGUUCAUUGAAGAGAAUUGUAAUGGAUGCUGUUACUAGUAAAAUUGAAGGCAGCCUCAGUGUCAGUGUGCUACUUCAAGGGGAGAUCAUUCAAGAUGACAAUAAGACGCUUCAUCAGGCUGGGAUUUGCCACGGGGCAAAACCAGAUAGCAUAGGCUUCACACUGGAAUGUGAAGCUAAGCAAGAUUCUCGUCCUUCAGGACUAGCACCUGAAGAGAUGGACUCCGCUGGUCCAUCUGUUGUGAAUCCGCUAUCGAAGAUAAAGUUCGAACAGCCUUUUAUAAGCUGCACUCUGGGUGAUUAUCCCUGUGAAGGGGCUGCGCAAGUCAGGUCAGAAAUCUGCCAAGCGAUCGUCCCCUAUGGGACUUCAAACCCAGAUGCGCUGGCCAUCGUGCCAGUUGUUCCCAGGUCAAGACAGAGGGAUUUCGGGCAAAGGCGUAAGCGGAGGCCCUUCUCCGUUGCUGAGGUGGAGCUACUGGUGGAAGCUGUGGAGCUGCUUGGGUUCGGCAGGUGGAAAAACGUCAAGAACCAUGCGUUUCGCGACAACGAGGAGAGGACCUACGUCGACCUCAAGGACAAGUGGAAGAACCUGGUGCACACGGCGAGCAUCCCCCCGCAGCUGCGGCGGGGGAGGGCGAUCCCGCCGCAGGGCCUCCUGGACCGCGUGCUGGCGGCGCAGGCCUACUGGACCGUGCACCACGCCAAGCGCGACGAGGAGGAAGGCCGAGACUAGACCGACCGAUCCGUCCAUCCUCCCCGUGUAAAAAAAAAAAGAAGAGAGAAAGAGAAACGAAGCAAAUGCGUGCGCCUGGUGUUGCUGGAUGAGAGUCAAAUGGCAAUGUGUGUACCUAGGGUGCGCAGAGACCCCGGAGCGGGUCUGGGCCGCGUCUUGUUCUGCGACUGUUAUGUAUGGUUUCUAUCUUAGUAGAUUGUCAGUCAGCCAAAACCUGGUGCCGGUUCUGUCUGGGUUUGAGGACCAAUCUGUUCGGUGUAUGUAACUAGAAAAUUUAUGAUGGUAUGAAGAUGAGGCAAACUCUUUGCCUGUCUGUCUGUCUGUCUGUCUGUCUCAUGAUGAUGUCUAUGAGAGGGAGGGAUGUGGUGGUGCUCAGGAAA
Triticum aestivum (bread wheat) is the source of this 2698-nucleotide messenger RNA. Its product is annotated as telomere-binding protein 1. The record is from RefSeq and is a predicted model, not a curated record. The transcript has 10 exons. Bases 303 to 2318 code for a protein of 671 amino acids. NCBI's taxonomy places the organism in Eukaryota, Viridiplantae, Streptophyta, Magnoliopsida, Poales, Poaceae.